Molecule: messenger RNA, 3963 nt
Organism: Xenopus tropicalis (tropical clawed frog)
Lineage: Eukaryota; Metazoa; Chordata; Amphibia; Anura; Pipidae
Exons: 3
Coding region: 199-3714 (1171 amino acids)
Molecular function (GO): GTP binding
Source: RefSeq, a predicted model, not a curated record
UAUGUGUAUAUACUGUAUAUAAGGCUGCUGUCAUUCUGGGAUGUACAGUCUCACUCCUGUCCUGGAACCUCCUCGCUCGGAACCUCUGCCUGUGGGACCCAAUCACUGAGCUGCCCCACUGCCUCUCUGGGUUCCCCAAGCUCAGCUCCAGUCUGGGUCUCAGCACAGGUCUCCUAUUAUUUAUCCACUGCUGGAAGGAUGAGUGACAGAAGCAGCCAUGAAGGCUCAAUGCCUGUAGAAAUCCCAGCGCUGGGGCGUCCGUUCUCCCUUGGGGCUCUCUAUAACUGCCAUGAUGAUCAGCUCAUCCCAGGGGUCACUUUGUGGGACGUUGAAGCUUUGAAUAAGGAUGUGGUGGUGCAAAGCCAGGAAAACACUUCAUUUGAAAUCAUAGCAUCUGAUUCUCUCUCAGACAAAUCCUCCGCUAUGAACAUCUCUGCGUCUCUGAAAGCCAGUUUCCUUUCUGGUCUGGUAGAUGUUGGUGGAUCAGCCACUUACCUGAAUGAUACAAAAACCUCUAAACACCAAGCCAGAGUCACCCUCAAAUACUCCAGAACCACAAGGUUUGAACAUCUGACCAUGAAUCAAUUAGGAAUUCAGAACGUGACCUACCAUGAUGUCUUUGAAAAAGGGACAGCCACUCAUGUUGUUACUGGUAUUUUAUAUGGGGCAAAGGCUUUCCUGGUGUUUGAUAGUGAGCGCUCCUCAUCAGAAAAAACACAGGAUAUAAGUGGAAGUCUCCGUGUUAUGGUCAAAAAAAUUCCUUCCUUUUCAAUUGAUGGAGAGGGAGCAGUGAAACUGAAUGAGAAUGAGAGGGAAAUUGUGAGCAACUUCAACUGUAGGUUCCAUGGGGACUUUGCUUUGGACAAAAACCCAGUCACUUUUGAAGAUGCCAUUAAGGUCUAUGCCAGCCUGCCAACACUGUUGGGGGAGAAUGGGGAGAAGGCCGUGCCUAUGAAGGUCUGGCUGUAUCCGCUGAGUAAACUAGAUACCAGAGCUGCUCGGGUUUCUCAACAGAUUAACGAGAAACUUAUUUUGGGGGCUGAAGAGAUCCUGCAGCAGAUGGCAGAGGUUGACAUGCAGUGUAAUGAUUUGUUGAGACACCCGGCCGCAGUCACUUUCCCUGAUAUCAAGAACAAGAUCAGCAAAUUUAGGGACCUCUGUCAGCAAUUCACUAUUACAUUUCAGAAACAGCUGGCCAAAGCCCUACCUGCUAUUCGCCGGGGGAAAUUACAGGAGACUGUCCUGGCAGAGAUCUUAUUGAGAUGCCAACAAUCACCAUUUGGGAAGGUCCACAUUGAAGAGUUUCUGAGCAGAAAACAAGAGGAAAUAAAUAUUGUGGGUUCCUACAUGAGUUGUUUAGCAAAUAUCCCCACGUUCCCCUCAGAAGAGGACGUCAAUCAGGUGUUUUUUGAUCCCAUGGUUGAGUUUGUAAUUGGUUUCAACUUUACUUCAUUAAAAGAAGAAGAUCUCUGUGUUUCUGAUCUUAGCCACUGGCUACAAACUGAUACUCUGAUAAGUGCAGGGAAGGUCUAUGAGAAAAAGGAGGUCACACCAUGGUUCAAAGACAAAGAUGUACAAAUCAAGGGAAGAAAAUAUGUAAGAACAUUUAAGGAAUUUGCUCAUAAUAAUGAAGGUAAAAUACAUUCCCGAUUUAUUGUGUCAUCUACUCUGGACCUGCAGAAUCGUGGAUUCUCCAUUUACCUAUAUGCAUCUGAUAAGUUAGUGAGCAAAGUCUUCGAGCCUCCAGCUAAACCCAACCUCCCAAAUAUCAGCAGUAAGGCCCAUGAUAGUAUUGAGCUCACCCUUAAUCCUGCUGACUUUGGGAAGGGAUUUAUAGAAGGUUACAUUGUUGAAUACAGGGAGGCCGGACAGAAUAGCUGGUCUAGUCUCAGAACAGGCAGCAAUGUUGUUAGGGUCACAGGAUUAAAGCCCAAUACAAAGUAUCAGUUCCAAUAUCGGGCAGUGUGUAAAGCAGGAGUCAGUGCAGUCAGUGAUGUUACUAAAGAGGAGCCAACCCUUCCCACCAAUCCUACCAAGGACAUUAACAAGAUCAAAAUGAAUCUCCUUGGCAGCAGCACUUUACUACGUGAAACAAAACCUUCUGUGUAUCAGCUCCCAUCCCAGUUCAGUAAUAAGGGAUAUCGCAAGUACCAUUUAGGGCAGAAAAAUCCAGGGAAACCAAAGAAAGUGGCUUUAUUAGUUGGGGCUACAGGCUCAGGGAAAACAACAUUGAUCAAUGGAAUGGCCAACUACAUCCUGGGAGUGAACUGGAAAGACGACUUUCGGUUUAAACUUGUACAUGAGGUCACUAACCAGUCUGAAGCUCACAGCCAGACGUCUGAAGUCACAGCCUACGUCAUUCACCAUCAUGAAGAAUACAGAAUUCCUUAUUCCCUCACCCUGAUAGACACCCCAGGAUUUGGUGACACUCGGGGGAUAGAGCAGGAUAAAAAGAUCACAGCAGCUAUAGACAGAUUCUUUUCAAGUAACCAUGGCAUUGACCAGAUCGAUGCCGUGUGCUUUGUAGUUCAGUCCUCUUUGGCUCGUUUAACUCAUUCCCAGAAAUAUAUUUUUAAUGCAGUGUUUUCUAUUUUUGGAAAGGAUAUUAAGGACAACAUCAUGGUUCUCGUCAACUUCUCAGAUGGGGAAAGACCCCCAGUUCUAGAUGCAAUUAAAACCGCUGAGGUUCCCUGCCCUCUGGACCUGAACGGGGACCCAGUUCACUUUAAGUUUAAUAACUCAGCCCUGUUUGCCGAUAACCAGCCAAGCAAUUACAGUUUCAAUCAAAUGUUCUGGGCCAUGGGGGCAUCAAGCAUGAACACAUUUUUCCAGUCCAUGAAUCAAAAAGAAGCCAAAAGUCUUAGGCUGACCAAGGAGGUUCUUCAGGAACGAAAACAUUUGGAGAUUUGCCUUCAGGCUUUACAGCCACAAAUUAAGGCUGGGCUGCUGAAAUUAGAAGAACUAAGGAAAACAGAGUUGGCUUUGCAGCAGAACAAGGAUCUUAUGAAUGCAAAUAAGGAUUUUGAAUAUGAAGUAGAGAUAAAUGUUUCUGUAAAGGAGGAAGUCAAUGGUUACUUCAUUACCAACUGUGCAAAAUGCCAUUUUACUUGCCAUGGUAACUGCGCUUAUGACGAUGACAAGGACAAAAUCCACUGUUCAGCUAUUACAAAUGGCUACUGUACCAUGUGCCCGGGCAAAUGUGUCUGGAGUGUGCAUCAUAAUCAAGCAUACAAGUUCAGUUAUACGACAAUAAAAGAGAAAAAGACCUACGCCGAGCUGAAAGCAAAGUAUGAAGAAGCUUCUGGGGAGAUUAUGAAUGCAGAGAAGAUAUUCCAAAAGCUUGAGGAUGACUAUUGUAAUGUACAAGCUGUUGUGCUGGUACUUAUUGACAAAUCAUCCCAGAGCCUCAAGCGCCUGGAGGAAAUUGCCCUCAGACCCAACCCCCUGACGGCCACUGAAUACAUCGACCUGAUGAUACAGAGUGAGGAACAAGAAGCCAAACCUGGGUUUCAGGAGAGGAUCCAGUCCCUAAAGGCAGUGAGAGAAGAUGCAGAGAUCAUCAGGAAGAUCAGCAGUGGGGAGGAACUACUCCCAGAGCAGUAUUUACAAGAACCAAAAACAGUGAAGAAAAAAGGAAAAUUAAUUCAGUAUAUUAAGGGCAAGUCACAAAGUGCAAUAGAUACUGUUUCCUCGUUUUUCAGCUUUUCAGAUUAGAGAGGAAGGGGCUGUACACAUCAAGAUUGUAGAAUAUUAAUUUCUUACUGAUUGUGUCAGGGGGGAACCUCCUUACAUGCACUCAUACCUGGGUCUUGUAUGAUUGGCUGCUGUUGGGUACGGGGUGGGGGUACAAUAGGAAAUCAUCUAAUAUGAUUCUUAUAUAUAAAAAACAUGACAGUUUCUGUUUGUUGUUAUAUUAAACAGUACAGAAUACGUCUAAUAAAGAAUGAUUCUCAUUUCAUUUCA